UCACCACGCAGUAGUUGGAAGCUAAUCUCGUAGCAGUGAAAACGCGUUUUCCCUGGGACGAUCGCAAACCGAGCGAUCGACGUCAAGACAAAUAAAAAGAAAAAAACCAUUUGCAGUGUUGUAAUCACGUUCGAAUCCGGGCAAUUUUCCACUGCUGAAAUCAUUAUACGCGAUUAGUGAAUUCGGAGAAUGUCGUUGAUCGAGUCACUGGAUAGCAGUUAGUGCGGGAAAGAUGCCCGAAAAAGGAGGAAAAUGAUAAACCUUUUGGCACCAAGUGACAGACAGUUCCAUCUCGUGAAGGAAGAAAACGUGUGCUCUGAGAAAUCGGGAAAAGUGAGAGAGUGAGCGUAAACCGUCUGACGAAAACGAGAGAGGUAAACACCGUGGUUUGUGAAUUUCGGAGAGUUGUUGUAAUUAUCAAAACCCGUUCUAAUGGACCUAAUCGAUCUGGAUGGAAAAUGAUGAUCAAUAUGAGAAGAGCGGGUUAUGGAAAUGAAUCGUUAAACAUUUAGUUCUUGUUUUCAUCUAAAAUUAGUGGCGGGAAAUAAAAUCGUGUUGAUUUCCGAGAGAAAAAAAAUAAAUUGUUGCACACUGAGAGAGAGAGAAAAAAAAAACCGUCCCAUGAAAAUGAAUCGACAACGAUCGUCGGUGCGGAGCCGGGGUUCCUCCUCGACAACCACCAGUGAUCCGCGGGAGAAAGUGAAGGACUGCUGUCGGAAGUUUAUCGCAUUUAUGUGCACCCAGGUUGGCGUCGGUGGACUGAUUGUCGUGUACGCCCUGGUCGGGGCCGCCAGUUUUAUGUCGAUCGAAACCCAGGAACCGAAUCAUUUGAUGGAACAUGUGGCAAAUUUGAGACGAAACUGUGCUGCGGAACUGUGGGAAGUUACGGAGCAGCAUAAUUUGUUCAACAGUUCCGUAUGGCAUCUGGAUGCGGAUUUGGUGUUGAAGCGAUACCAGGACGAGUUUGCCGAAGCCAUAAAACGGGGUUACGAUGGACGAACGCCUGAGGAGGCGUGGAACUUCCCGGCGGCGCUGAUGUUUUGUUUGGCUGUCUUUACCAUGAUCGGCUACGGGAAUAUGGUUCCUCGAACGCCCUGGGGUAAAGGUGCUACCGUCAUCUACGCCACUUUCGGAAUACCGUUGUACAUUCUGUAUUUUAUGAACAUGGGAAAAGUUCUCGCUUCCACUUUCAAGUGGCUCUACACGUGGCUUCACGAGUGCAGCCAUGACAACGAGGACGAUCUAGCACUCGAGGAUGGUAGUGGAGUACCGCAGCGGAAACGGAUCAUUGUACCAACGACGGCCUGUCUGUGGGUCAUAUCAAUUUACAUUGCCACGGGGACGAUCAUGUUUGCGGAAUGGGAAAAGUGGUCCUACCUGGAUUCGGCCUACUUCUGUGUGACCAGUUUGUGCAAGAUCGGAAUCGGGGAUCUGGUGCCGGGGGCGAACAUACUGGAUUCGCAGAGCGGAAAACCGACCAAGCUGGUGAUAAAUUUUGUGUACAUGUUGCUCGGAAUGGGCCUGGUUGCCAUGUGUUACAUUCUGAUGCGGGAGGAGGUUCGAAUCAAGAUGCAGGAGAUUAAGGAGGACACCCGGCUCUGUCUGGAGGACAUGAGCUCAAAGUUUGCGAAGUGUUUUGGCAGUAGUAAGGAUGCCCAGUACUACGAUUGAAAUUCCAAUAGUAACAGAAACGAUGAUAAUUAAUAAAUACUUCAUUUCGUGUGUUUUUACGAGAGAUUUAUAAACAAUACGUAGUGAGAUUUUUAGUCUUGUCAGAGAUAACGUAAAUAAAGGAGCAGUUUACAUUCGAAGUG
Messenger RNA from Topomyia yanbarensis, 1814 nucleotides. Its product is annotated as TWiK family of potassium channels protein 12. Gene Ontology annotation, molecular function: potassium ion leak channel activity. Lineage: Eukaryota; Metazoa; Arthropoda; Insecta; Diptera; Culicidae. The transcript has a single exon. Gene Ontology annotation, biological process: stabilization of membrane potential; potassium ion transmembrane transport. The coding region runs from base 622 to 1671 and encodes 349 amino acids. The record is from RefSeq and is a predicted model, not a curated record. Gene Ontology annotation, cellular component: membrane.